AUGAAGGGCUGUUUGAGUCUACCAGAAGACCUGGCAUUGGACCUCAUAACAGGCAACAUCUACUUUACUGACGGCGAAGAGAGCUACAUUGGAGUCUGCACGAAGACUGGGACAGAAUGCACUGUGCUUGUGAAUGAGGAUGUCCGGAAGCCCAGGGGAAUAGCUCUCCUGACCCAGAAUGGGUCAAUGUACUGGUCUGACUGGGGCAAGAAUCCGAAAAUUGCGACAGCUGGUAUGGAUGGAUCCUCACCACGGCCCUUCGUGGUUGGUGUGCACUGGCCCAAUGGGAUAACCAUAGACAUUGGCAACGAGCGCUUGUACUGGGUUGAUGCCAAGCUGCAGUCAAUAGAAUCCGUCAACUUGGAUGGCAGCGAUCGCAGGGUAAUUCUGGAAACAGCUGUGAAGCACCCAUUCUCGAUCGCAGUCUUUGAGAACACCCUGUACUGGUCGGACUGGGAAGAUAAGCAGAUUGCCUCAUGUCACAAGUUUACAGGGAAAAACUACAGAGUCAUGUUGCGCUCACUAAAAAGCCACAUUUACGGAAUAAAAGUCUACCACCCUGCCCUCCAUCCCUCGAUGGAGAAUCCCUGCAAAGAUGCUGGCUGCAGUGAUAUUUGUAUGCUGGCCCCUAACUCAUCGUACACAUGUGCCUGCCCUGUGGACAAAGAACUUGGUUUUGAUCAGCAUUCAUGCAGAGCUGUGCUGAAGAAGGAAGUGGUGGUGGCAGUGGCUGGGAGCCACAUAAUCCAGGUGGAGCACCGGUUGCUGGGCCGGCAGACCCAGUCAGUCAUGUUGGCCAAGAGUGUCCACCAUGUUGAUGCGGUUGUCUACAGCUCUGUGGAUGACAUGCUGAUACUGAGUGAGAGUGAAGAGAAGAAAUUGUUCUCAAUGGCGAUGUCAACUAAUGUAAUUAGACCACUCCACGAGAAAGGAAUUGGGAAGAUCAUGAGCCUUUCAUAUGAUGCAUAUGGUAACAAUGUGUACUGGAGUGAUGCCGAGCUUGCAACAGUGAAUGCAAUGAGCAUGAACACCAAAACAGUGGCAGUGUUGUUGAGAAGCACGGGGGCCGAACCGCCGCUGAGUGUAGCUGUCGUCCCAGAUCAGGGGUACAUGUUCGUGGCAUUUGGCUCAUCUUCACAUGUGCACGUGGACAAGAUCCUGAUGGACGGUUCUGGACAGCGUGUCCAUGUGCUGGAGGAAGUGUCAGGGCCCUAUGUCUCUCUCUGGUAUGACAGCAACCUGGACAGAGUCUUUGUGGCAGAUUCAGGGAUGAAUACCAUAGGAAGUCUUGCCUCUGAUGGUAUUGACCACCACAUCUUCAAAAAGCUGUCGGGAUCUCCGACAUCAGUAACUGCUCUGGGGCAGGAUCUGUUCUGGACUAUCCAUGGCCAGCGCAGCUUGUACUGGGCCAACAAAUUCGAUGGUGCUUCCAAAGUGAAGAAGAUUGACCUUAUGGCUGCGGACGAUACGUACCACGUAGUGCUGACGGCUGUGAGGGGAGUGGCGCUGCUGCCGAACCACCCGUGCCAUCAGGGGAAUGGUGGCUGCAGCCACCUGUGCCUCAUGAGGGGACAGAAGCAGGUGUGUGGCUGUCCCGAGGGCAUGUUGCUGCAGGAUAACUUGACGUGCAUUGUGCCGGCAGGGUGCAGGGCAGACGAGUUCCGCUGCGAGCGUGACAAGCGGUGCAUACCUACCUCACGCAGAUGCAAUGGUGUAAAUGACUGCCCAAGUGGAGAGGACGAGAAAAACUGUGUGGUGUGCCGGGAGCACGAGUUUGCCUGCAGCAAUGGGCAGUGUGUUUCCCUGGAAGGGAAGUGUGACGGCAUCGUGCAGUGCUCAGAUGGGUCAGACGAGCGGGACUGCGAAGUUGGGAUGUGUGACACAGAGACAGACUUCGAGUGUCGAAAUGGAAGGUGUGUAGCGCAGAGCUUACGGUGUGACCUAACAGAUGACUGUCAUGAUGGCUCUGAUGAAGAAAACUGUGACAUAGUUAAAUGUGAAGAAUCGGAGUUCAGGUGCCGUUCCGGAGCCUGCAUACCGGGCACGUGGGAAUGUGAUGGGGAAGUGAAUUGCCCAGACUCGACAGAUGAACAUGACAAUUGCACGACAGCUACCUGUGGUCCCGACGAGUUCUCCUGCAGUAAUGGACACUGCUUGGACAAGCAGUUGGUGUGUAACCUGGUAGACGACUGUGGCGAUGACUCUGACGAGAGUGAUUGUCAGCAGUCGGGUGCGAGAAACGGAAGUGUUGCCUGCAGUGAGGCGGAGUUCAGUUGCUGGUCUCGGCAGGGGCUGUGCAUUCCUCUGGGGCAGAGGUGUGAUGGCAAGGCGGACUGUCCAAAGGCAGAAGACGAGCGGGACUGUGCGUGUGCUGCAGACGAAUUUGAAUGUAAGAAUGGAAAGUGCAUCUCGACCAGCUGGCUGUGUGACCAGAGGGACGACUGUGGGGAUGCUUCAGAUGAGGAUCCCAGUAGGUGCAUCAGUCUGCAUACAGGGGAAGAAGAAACAGCUGUGUGCAAAGGAUUUGAGUGUGACGCUGGUAAAUGUGUAGAGUUAGAACAACUUUGUGAUGGCAACAGAGACUGUGAAGAUGGCAGUGACGAAGGUGGCAAAUGUGGCAAGGCGUGCUUGGGGCACCCCUGUGACGGGGAGUGUCGGGCGACCCCGGCAGGCCCACACUGCUACUGCGGGGCUGGCUACGAGCUCGGGCAGGACGGAAAGAGCUGCCACGACGUGGACGAGUGUCGGGUGCGGCCCCCAGUCUGCUCGCAGGUCUGCGUCAACAGCCCGGGUGGCUUCUCUUGCAGCUGUGUUGGUGGCUUUGUGCUCCGCAUCGAUAGGACAUCCUGCAAGGCGACAGGGCCUGCCAUGGAGUACGUGUUAGUGACGGGAGGAGGCCAGAUCAGGAAGGUGUCGCAGUCUCUGACCAGUGUGGAUGUACUGCACAAGCACCACUUCCUGAGGGUCACGGGUCUGGACGUCGAUGCCAGGGUGUACACCAUCUGCUGGAGCACUCGGGAAACGGCAACAAUUUACUGCCAGUCACUGAAGACCCACAACAGGACGUAUGUGGAGGGGGUAGGUAACCCGACAGAGCUGGCAGUAGACUGGAUCACAAAGAACAUCUACUACGUGAAUGAUGUGCCAGCUGGGCAAAGUGACAUACAGGUGUGCCACCUGACGGAGAAGCUGUGUGCUGUUGUGGUGCCAUCUGUAAGUGGCAGUAGGAUUGGCAACAUUGCAGUUGAUCCACUUGCUGGAUUUCUGUUUUGGACCGAAAUGAGCACUUUAGUAGAAAAAGGAGAGGCCGGCAGCAUCAGGAGGGCAGACCUCGCCGGAGGCGGCAGGACGGUUCUGGUACAGUCGGGUCUGGGGUCGCUGAGUGGCCUGGCCUUGGACACAGUUCGGCGCACUGUCUACUGGGCGGACGCCUCCUUCCAGGUCGUAGAGUCGGCGACGUACGACGGCGAAGAGAGGACGGCAGAGUUCACGUCGGAGGUAAAGAGACCCAAACGACUGGUGCUGUUUGAGGACAAGCUGUACUGGUGGCCAGAGCAUUCGGGCUUUCUGAUGCAAUGCAAGCUGUUCACAAAGGGACAGAGGUGUCGGAGCGUCCACAUAAAUGUCUACGACGGAGACUACCUGACCGUCAUGCAAGAGUCACGCCAGAGAGCUGGUGUAAACCCCUGUGAGCAUCACCGCUGCUCCCACAUGUGCGCAAUAACUCCUCGAGGGGCCAAGUGCUUGUGUGCUGACGGGCAGAUCGUAGGUGAAAACAUCCGCUGCAAGAAUGAGGGUGCGAAGGUCUCGGAGCCACGAUUUGUCCUCCCGGGAAUUGUGGACGGUUUGAAAACUGCUACGGUUGCUGACCAGCCGAGCAGUGUGUCUGAGGGGACGAACACCACUUCUGUGGUGAUAGCGCUUGUGAUCGUGCUGGUGGUGGUGUGCCUAGCAGCUGCUGUGUACUACAUAUACAAGAGGCAGCUGGUCACAUUCAGGGACUUGGACCUCAGGAUACGCUUCCAGAAAUCUGGAUUUACUGCUAGCAGGCAGCCAAAAUCUUCAAAAAGUGCCAGAGCUUCUGGUUCUGCUGAACAAGAGUUUGUUAAUCUAGUAGAGGAAGAAUUCAUCUGAAAUGGUGCAGGUCAAGAGUGAACGUGUGAUACUGCUAUUUCAAAGUUAGUUGAAAAAUAUGCAUUUAAGUUUUAACAUGAUCUCUCAAUG
Schistocerca cancellata (South American locust) is the source of this 4224-nucleotide messenger RNA. RefSeq names its product vitellogenin receptor-like. The transcript has 27 exons. Gene Ontology annotation, molecular function: calcium ion binding; protein binding. The record is from RefSeq and is a predicted model, not a curated record. The coding region runs from base 1 to 4134 and encodes 1377 amino acids. Lineage: Eukaryota; Metazoa; Arthropoda; Insecta; Orthoptera; Acrididae.